AGUUUUAUUACUAAACAGAAUUAUUUACAGCAUGAAAUGAUUCACACUGGAGAAAAACCAUUCAAAUGUCAGUUUUGUGAGAAGAGUUUUAGCAGCAGAAGUAAAUGUAGGGUACACGAAAUGACCCACACUGGAGAAAAACCAUUCAAGUGCCAGUAUUGUGAAAAGAGUUUUACUACUAAACAGAAUUAUUUACAGCAUGAAAUGAUUCACACUGGAGAAAGACCAUUCAAAUGUCAGUAUUGUGAAAAGGGAUUUAUUGUUAAACAGUAUUAUUUACAGCAUAAAAGGAUUCACACUGGAGAAAAACCAUUCAAAUGUCAGUUUUGUGAGAAGCGUUUUAUUUUUAAACAGAAUUAUUUACAGCAUGAAAGGAUUCACACUGGAGAAAAACCAUUCAAAUGUCAGUUUUGUGAGACAAGUUUUAGCAGCAGAAGUAAAUGUAGGGUAAUUGAAAUGAUCCACACUGGAGAAAAACCAUUCAAAUGCCAGCAUUGUGAUAGGGGUUUUCGUCACAAAAAGAAUUGCAUACGACAUGAAAGGCACCACACUGAAGAAAACCCAUUUAAAUGUGAAAAGAGUGAAAAGAGUGUUAUGGACAAAUGUGAACAUGAGCAGCAUGAAGAGAUGCACAUAAGAGUUCCACUUCAGCCUUCAAAAAAGGAUUGUCAAAAAGAGGAUGUACCACAUAGCACAGUGGCUUCGCUGCAGUAUAUAAAAGGGGAAUUAGAAGACAAGGACAUGUGGCACGAGACAAAGGAACUGAGGGAAUCUGAUAUAGAAGCUGUAGUGAAGAAGGAAUUGAAUGAAAAAAUUGCUCCAGAAGUGAGACCUGAGAUCUAUCCUGUCGCCAUGUUUAAAAAUAUUUUUGCAGAUACAGAUACAUAAUAUCUGAUAAUACAUAACACAACGCAGGCUAAGAUGGUAAAAAGCUAUCAUUACAAGACCAAGGCCCUGGAACUCAAAAGCAUCGCGCGUUGCGAAUAGCGAUUUCACUUACAGGCUACAGUGUAUAAUAUGGGGCGAAUAUGGGCGAGUUAUGGAAUCGCGACGUUUGCGCUUGGUCGCAAUGUGCGAUGCUUUCGAGUUAUGAGGCCCUGGGCUCCGUAUCU
This is a messenger RNA of Lingula anatina, 1112 nucleotides long. RefSeq lists its product as uncharacterized. The record is from RefSeq and is a predicted model, not a curated record. Lineage: Eukaryota; Metazoa; Brachiopoda; Lingulata; Lingulida; Lingulidae.